AUGUGGUCCGUGACUGACGUGGCACGACAGACAGAACCCGUCAGCAAUGGUGGUGGCUGCAGCACCGCCGAAAUCGCCAAAGCUGCCCAUUGUACCCCACGAUCAAUCAGCACUGCCCGCUCGAACCUACGAUGCUUUGGAAGUGUCAAGGCCCCUCCAAACGGUAUUGGACGACGACGGACGAUCACCCCACCGAUGCUUGAAGCUCUCUGUGAGCGCCUCCUCGAAAAGCCAGAUCAACCAAGAUGA
Messenger RNA from Penicillium arizonense, 249 nucleotides. RefSeq lists its product as uncharacterized. Lineage: Eukaryota; Fungi; Ascomycota; Eurotiomycetes; Eurotiales; Aspergillaceae. Bases 1 to 249 code for a protein of 82 amino acids. The transcript is spliced from 2 exons. The record is from RefSeq and is a predicted model, not a curated record.